Molecule: messenger RNA, 5108 nt
Organism: Dermacentor andersoni
Lineage: Eukaryota; Metazoa; Arthropoda; Arachnida; Ixodida; Ixodidae
Source: RefSeq, a predicted model, not a curated record
CCGGAUCGCACGUCAGAGUGUUCCGACCACCGCCCCUACGUUAAAUAAGAAUACCCCCACUCGAUGCGCUAGUCUCAACGGCAGGCAAAAGAGCAAAAGUAACGGUGAUCGGCUUGAAGACAGGUUGCAGUGGGCGCGUUGUCAGAUGGCAGCGACGAGCAGCGAUGAGGACAGCAACAACCACCGGAUUCCGCGGAUCGCGCUGGCUGAGAUGCCAGACUCGCGGUGGGUGUACAUGUUUCUCAAUGGUGACGAACACUUCGAGCCGCUCAGGACGUUGGUGAACCAGAGGCACUACCGCAGCCUCGAGUCGCUGCUCGAGAAACUCACUGAACGGAUACGGCCCAGCUUCGGCGCCAUCCGAAGCAUCUACACGCCGCGCCAGGGACACCGGGUCUCGUCCAUCGACGACCUGCACGCUAACGAGCGCUACGUGGCCGCUGGAUACGAGAAGUUCCGACACUUGCCACACGGGUUGUGCUUCCCAGAAGGCAAUCCUGUGCUUGACGUGGAGGACCUAAAGCACGGCGGACAUUACGUGGCGUUGCUGCCUCACGAGUCGUUCAAGAAGCCUACUUCAAAGAUACCGAAUAAUUACAUGUAUGACCAAAACAGGCUUACAGUUUUGCUGUACGAGAAAUGUGACCUUGUAUGGUCUACCAUUUUUGAAGAACUAGAAAAGGAGGAACUUUCAAUGCGAACAUACGAAACAUUAGCUCAAGAUACCUCAGGAAAUGCAUCCCAAAGUGCUAUUGCUGAGGCGGAGGACGAAAAUGAAAAUUCAGCCACUGAUCCAAGAGGCCAGAGCCAAGAAGCAGCGAUUGCUAUGAAGGAGGCAUCCACAUCAACCACCGAAGACAAGGAAACGGCCACUACCAUGUCCCUGUACAAUAACCAGGAGCUCGAAGACAGCGCAGUUCAAACGGGCAGCCUUGAAGAAGUGCGGGCGGAAGACAAUGAUCAGGGCGCACAUCAUCAAGACUCCUUAAGCGAGAGCGCGGACCAGCCCAUAACCCAAAAUGAGCCACCUGCCGAAGCUGCCAACGAAGAAAGUGACAAUAACGAAAUUUUGAAUAGCCGUGCUCGCUCUCCAGAACCCAAUAUGUCACCGCCACAGCAAGCAGAUCCCGAGAGCUCUGCGCAGCCAUCUAGAGAAGAUGUGUCAGCGAGUGUUGUGGCCGACACGGCAUCUCCUGCGAUCAAAGAAACUGAUGACGACGACCCAUCCGAAAUAGCGUACGCUACGCCCUUGCAAGAUGCAAAACGUUUGAAAGAUUUAGAGCAGCAUCUACACAGACUGUCUGGUAAUAGCAACCACAAGUUAAAAACGAGCCCGGACAGGACAAGCAAGCCGGAGGAAAGCGAUAACAUCAGCUUGGCGUCGUUGAACAGCUUUUACGAGCACGAACAGCAGUUACUAAGGGCCGAAACCGAAGUGUCAAAGGAAUCGGAAAAAAGAAGUGAGUCCCGCCAUAGCGCCAAAUUCGAAUUUAAUGACACGCCAAAGCAACCGUUGAGUGCCGCAGACAGCACCGCUAACAAAGAAACACCGGCAGCCUACGCAAUAGACAAGUGUGAAGAAUUUUCUGUGGGACAGAGUGCGGCCAGUGAGACGUCAGCUGCCCGGCAACAACCCAUAGCAUCAACUGAAGACCAGUUCAGCAGUGUACAAGGUAAUACAAGCAGUGAGAGGCCACGCCCGGCAGCUCGACGAAAGUCAUCCGGGUCGAUCAACGCAUCGGGCUCUGCGCUUGGAAAUGAGCAGCACGCCCCGCCAGAUUACAGUCCUCUGGCGCAGCGGAGCAUUCGUGUGAGUGAAAGUCGAGCGUCUGUAAACAGCACGUCAUCUGUAACGCGCCGAGACUCUUUGAAUGAUGGUGUCAGCCGGAGAGAGCGGCGGUCCUCAGUUCACGGCAUCGCUUCCCUGGGCCAAAGUCCUGCUGAGAUCAACGGUCGUCCCUCCGGCCUUUCUAAGCAACAUUCAUUGGACGAUGCAGCGAAAAGCAGAAGCUCCGAAAAACGAUCUUCGAAGACAAGUCGGACGCCAUCGCAAGAUCGAACUCAAGGCACAGUAGCCGAGAAGUCGGCCUUAAAGAACUCUUCUGGCAGCAUUUCACAUUCGUCAAGAAAAACAAACGAUGAUGGUAAAAGCUUAACCCACUCGAAAACUUCCAGAAAUGGUACGGAAAGGAAAGCUUCAGGUACCAAAAGCAAGCGACCUGCUGAGGAGGACAGCAAUAACAAGGUUUUGUCGCGGUCAUCAUCUGUAGAGUCUCUCAAGUCUAACAAAGACAGCGGAUACUCGCCUGCUUCUGAAAGGUCCAAGGACAGCACCGAUGCACCGCAGAGGCAAAAAGACGUCAAAGACGCGAGCAGGGCACAGGGCACAGGAAGUUCUUCCAAACGCACUGAAGAUAAGCUGAGUUCACUGUACUACGCAAACUCGCCGCCUCAUUCUCCCAUAAGAACGUACGCUUAUCUUAUACAGGAAAAACCUUCUGCAGCAAGCUACGAUUACCGCGCCCCAGAAGGCGGUCCAAUGAAUCAGACGCUUUACACUGCCACGCCACUGAGGUACUCGUCUGCUACUAAAAAUCAAUGGAAGCCAGACACGUACCCGAUCCUUGAAGAGGAUGACGUCUUCUAUGCCAAAUCUUCCCGAGGAAAGAACGUGGAGGCCUACAGGGAGAUCGAUUUCAAUGAGGACAAUGGAGGUGUUUUCCGAGCGAGGCAAUUCCUUUCCGACACGGGAGGAGCUGUUGAGAUACAGGAGAGCAUGGACACAAAAGUCGAUGUUCCCAUCGACGAUAUGGAAGCUCUUGAAGUGGAGGAGGAGUACCUGCCCCCAGAGCACAUCCGCAUUGAUCGGAGCGCAUCCGGAGGACCGGGUCAUCGCAUCGUAACCUUUCUGCCAAGUGCCGGAAGUGGGAGAAGCAGCUGUGCGACAUCUUCAGACAAGAGGACCAUGACGAGGCACAUCAACCGGGACGACGUGCAGCGCAUGGUCAUCUGACACGACGAGACAUCGGAAGUGGAUGACUAGCAUGGACAGAAAGUACAGACGAACUUGCUUCCGGAUUAUCAAUAGUGAAUGGACUUCCAAAGAGGGAACUGUUGGUGAAAAAUGCCACGAACCACAACCAUGAAGAUGGUGGAACCAGAAAACUUUCGAUAUGUGCUUCUACUGUUUUGUGUUCCUUGCUGUACAAGUUUAGACAGUUGGUGCAACAAUGACAACUGAGAGGUUCACGAGACCACCUACUGCAAAGCACUGAAGUGACAGAUUUUCAUCUCCAACAACACAAGUCCGCACACCGGCAAAAAAGCUGUUGAAGACUAGGAAGGUGCAGUGUCACCUCUCAAGCUUUACCGAACCCAUUAUGGGGACAUUAUGAGUGCCUUGAUUAGGCAAGUUUAAACAAUGAGCGUGCGAAAAUAAAAAAAAAAUCCUGCACCUAGCAAAUCAUAUGAUGAAGAAACAUAACGAUGCUCAUUGUAACAAAGCUACACAUUGCACAAUAAUGAAUAGUGUAUUCUAGCCUGAACAGUCUGGAGUUGAAUGAGGCCAAAGUGCUCACAAACCUUAAGGCUCCUUUAUACCAAAGUUUUCUUUAGCCCAAAGCAAUCUCUUUUAAGAUGAAUAUGUAUAGAACACUGCAGUCGGGUGCAACUUUACAAGAAAGGGGAGGCCCCACCGAAGCGCGACAGCCGAUUGCCUCCGCGAUUAAAAUAGUCCCGCUCAAGAGAACGUGCUUCUAAAACGCGUAAUUCUCGGUAUAAAUAGACUUUUAUAUUUUGUUGAAUGGUUUGGUAGAGCUCGUGAUUGGAAUGCUACAGCACAUGCCAGAUUGCGAGACAAAAAUAACCCUAUGCCUUCUACAAUGCUGCGCAUCAUCUGCAUUUUAGCUUCAUUGCAAGAGACAAAAGUAGAAAGAGCAGCUCUGCGUGGCUUUUGCGCUAGUUUACAUGUAUACAGCACAAUUACUACUCGUUUUCAGAGCUUGAAAUGAAUCAUUUGCUAUUUAACAAGUACUCAAAUAAACAAUACAUAAAUCGAAACCAUUACAAACCUGGGGCGAGAAGAUGAUCGAGGCAGGAAACAUACAAAAAUGCUUCCUUCAUCGUUUUAAAUAGCAUAUGAUUUAUAUGUUUUUGUGUCUUUUCACAAACUUAUAUUCAAGAAUGUGAUAGGUUCUUUUCCUCAUUCCUUCUAACGUUUUUUUUUUUUUUUGCAAGUCUGCAGUCUCGCCAGUUCGCGUAGCGUAGCGUCCGCGAUGCUCGCUACAAUCUUUCGUCGCCGGAUCACGACUCAUAAUAAACACACGCGGCGCAAAUAGUGCACCGGCAUGAUAGACCAGCCCAAACAGUUUGAGAAUUCACUCUGACGAGGGGCAGACGCACGGGACUGACGCGAAUCGGCCCAUAUCGAAGUGAGGGCAGCCAUCUCCUCCAUCGGGGGGGGGGGGGGGGGGGGGGGUCACCGGCCGUCCGGCUCGUGACGUCAGUAUAGAGUGCUCGCGCAUUGGUGGAGGCUCGCGUGCAUUCACCUUGUAGGAGUAAACGCCCCUUUUUUCUAAAGUCGUACCCGACUAUAGAUGCAGGCGCUAUUUGGUAAUGCGUCUGGAAUCAGCGUUUGAAUGUGUGCAUACAUGUGUGUCCGUGUGAAUGCGAAUUAUCUGUACUUUAACAGAGAUGCAAAAGAUAGUAAUCCUUCUUUGUAAUGAAGAGCAGACAACUUUCAUAUGAAUGGUACUUCAAUAAAUGCACUGAAAGGUCUGUAAACACACAGCGAAGUGUACACAAUGAAUUGUUUGUACAAGUGAUUUAGUGUUAUGCACAUAAUAUAUAAUGUUCUUGCAAAAAAACAAGAAGCCUCAUCUCCUCAAGAGAAGAACUCGGGAACAAUAUGUGCUCCUUGUUCCAUGUAUCUUCCAUCAGUUAAUUUCUUAAUGGCGAGAUACAAGUUUCUUUUUACAGUAAAAACUGCACAAGAAAGUUUUCUUUUUUUUGCAACCUGUACUUUGUGCUACAGUUCUUUGCGACUAGUAGUGCAGCCAUGUCAUUUCUGCUCACCCUAUUACAAAUUUAGAUCACAUAAGCUAUGUCGA